AUGCCUCUCGCUCUUUGCCACGUCAGCGUUGUCGUCGCCAACAUCGUCGCCAACCUCAUCGACGACAACAUCGCCGACACUCCCCCUUCUCAGCAUCAUCGCCGUCGUCGCCGUCGUCGACGACCCUCCCCACUUGCAGGUACAAUGUCUUUAUCGAGCGAUCAGGUGCGUUUCCUUUUUGGGAUGGUCGUUCGCGAGUUAGUAUAUAUUGGCUUGGUCGUUUCAUCGUUCCAUCUUUUCUUCGUCCCCCACCUCGCUUAUCUUCUCUUAUCGUCGUCUAUCGUCCCCCAUCGCUCUCUACCCUCUUCCACCAUCGACCUUACCUACCUUGAUCCACCUUCGUCUACCAUCACCCAUCCUCACCGACCUUCGCCUAUCCUCAUCGACCUUUACCUACACUCACAAACCCUCACCCACCCUCGUCCACCCUUACCCAUCCUCACCCAUCCCUAA
Messenger RNA from Stereum hirsutum FP-91666 SS1, 453 nucleotides. RefSeq lists its product as uncharacterized. Lineage: Eukaryota; Fungi; Basidiomycota; Agaricomycetes; Russulales; Stereaceae. The record is from RefSeq and is a predicted model, not a curated record. Bases 1 to 453 code for a protein of 150 amino acids. The transcript is spliced from 3 exons.